Molecule: messenger RNA, 328 nt
Organism: Rhipicephalus sanguineus (brown dog tick)
Lineage: Eukaryota; Metazoa; Arthropoda; Arachnida; Ixodida; Ixodidae
Product: cytochrome b-c1 complex subunit 6, mitochondrial-like
Exons: 1
Coding region: 77-325 (82 amino acids)
Biological process (GO): mitochondrial electron transport, ubiquinol to cytochrome c
Source: RefSeq, a predicted model, not a curated record
UCUCAUAGGUUCCUUUUUCCGGUCUCUUCACCGCGGUUGUGUGGGUCACCUUCCUCGUGUCUGCUGUGUGGUCAGCAUGGAUAAAGUGAAGCCCGUCGUGAAGGCUGCCGACGAGGAAGAAGAGCUGGUCGACCCCCUGGACACCCUUCGGGAAAAGUGCCGCGCCGAGAGCAAGUGCGCCGGCCUCGGGGAGAAGCUGCAGGAAUGCAACGACCGCGUCAACAGCCGGUCUCAGACUCUCGAGACUUGUACGGAAGAGCUGUUCGACUUCUUACACUGCGUCGACCACUGCGCCGCCAAGGACAUCUUUAAACACCUCAAGUGAAGG